AUGUGUCCACCUGUCGAAGAUACGCCUGCCAAUGGCGCCACCAACGGAGCCAAUGGCCAUGACGGCUUUACUGGCGUGCGCUCUACACACAACCCUCACCCCUCCCACAAAAGCCCAUACCAGCCGGUAGGCGACUUUUUGUCAAAUGUUAGCCGCUUCAAGAUUAUCGAAAGCACACUCCGAGAAGGCGAGCAGUUUGCCAAUGCCUACUUUGAUCUCGAGGCCAAGAUCAAGAUUGCUAGGGCACUCGACGAGUUUGGUGUAGAUUACAUUGAAUUGACCAGCCCCGCUGCAUCCGAACAGUCAAGACGGGACUGUGAAGCCAUCUGCAAGCUCGGUUUGAAAGCCAAGAUUCUCACCCACGUACGGUGCCAUCUCGAAGACGCCAAGAUCGCAGUCGAGACGGGUGUCGACGGUCUUGAUGUCGUCAUCGGAACCUCCAGCUACCUUCGUGAGCACAGUCAUGGCAAGGAUAUGACUUACAUCAAGAAUACUGCUCUAGAGGUUAUCGAGUUCGUCAAGAGCAAGGGCAAGGAGAUCCGAUUCAGUUCCGAGGACUCUUUCCGUUCUGAUCUAGUGGAUCUGCUCUCCAUUUACAGUGCCGUGGACAAGGUUGGCGUAAAUCGUGUCGGUAUCGCUGAUACGGUGGGUUGUGCGUCGCCCCGCCAGGUCUACGACUUGGUGCGAACUCUUCGCGGUGUCGUUUCUUGCGACAUUGAAACUCAUUUCCACAAUGACUCUGGUUGCGCUAUUGCGAAUGCGUACUGCGCGUUGGAGGGAGGUGCCACUCACAUCGACACUUCGGUGCUUGGUAUCGGGGAGCGCAACGGUAUCACCCCGCUCGGUGGCUUAAUGGCCCGCAUGAUUGUUGCGGACCGCGACUACGUCUUGAGCAAGUACAACGUCAAGAAGCUCAAGGAGAUUGAGGAUCUGGUCGCCGAUCUUGUCGAAGUCAACGUGCCCUUCAACAACUACAUUACAGGAUUCUGCGCCUUCACCCACAAGGCUGGUAUCCACGCGAAGGCUAUCCUCAACAACCCAUCCACGUAUGAAAUCAUCAACCCUCAGGAUUUCGGCAUGUCUCGAUAUGUACAUUUUGCCAGCAGACUUACUGGUUGGAAUGCCAUCAAGAGCCGUGCUGAGCAGCUCGGGUUGAAGAUGACGGAUGCGCAGUACAAGGAGUGCACCACCAAGAUCAAGGCUAUUGCGGAUAUCCGUAAGAUCGCCUUGGACGACACCGACUCGAUUAUUCGUACCUACCACCACAACCUUCAUGCCAAGGAGGAGAAGCCUCUUUUGCCAGGUUUGACUGACGAAGAAAAGAAGAAGUUUGUAGAAGCUGAGAAGGAGCUGAGCGGCGAGAAGGAAAAGAGGGAGCUGGACACUGUUGCAGAUGCAGAGGCUGAGGUUCCUGCUGCCAAAAAGACAAGAACUGUCACUGUCGCAUAA
Messenger RNA from Cucurbitaria berberidis CBS 394.84, 1449 nucleotides. Its product is annotated as homocitrate synthase. Bases 1 to 1449 code for a protein of 482 amino acids. Gene Ontology annotation, cellular component: mitochondrion. The record is from RefSeq and is a predicted model, not a curated record. The transcript has 4 exons. Lineage: Eukaryota; Fungi; Ascomycota; Dothideomycetes; Pleosporales; Cucurbitariaceae. Gene Ontology annotation, molecular function: homocitrate synthase activity.